CUGGGAGAAAGACUCAUGUCUUAUCCAGGCCAGAUACAAAGGCGGUUGGGCUCGGGAGGUGAAGGUCAACUCUCAGGCACACUUGAUGUGCAGCGUGACUGGUCUGGCUGCCUGGGUGGGGGAAGGAGAGCGGAUAUAUCCAGAGACGAGAGCAGGCACACCAAAGGCCUGGUCGCUAUAAUAACAGGAGGAGCCUCAGGUCUAGGUCUGGCCACCGCAGAGCGACUGGUGGGGCAAGGAGCCACUGCUGUACUUCUGGACCUGCCUAACUCAGAUGGGGAGGCCCAGGCCAAGAAGUUAGGGAAGAAUUGUGCCUUCGCCCCAACUGAUGUGACUUCAGAGAAAGAAGUGCAAGCAGCCCUCAAUUUAGCAAAAACAAAGUUUGGCCGUGUGGAUGUGGCAAUCAACUGUGCUGGCAUUGCAGUGGCCAUCAGGACGUACAACUCAAAGAGGAACCAGGCUCACACCUUGGAGGACUUCCAGCGAGUUCUCAAUGUGAAUCUUUUAGGUACCUUCAACGUGAUCCGCCUGGCGGCUGGUGAGAUGGGCCAAAAUGAACCAGACCAAGGAGGCCAACGUGGGGUCAUCAUCAAUACUGCUAGUGUGGCUGCCUUUGAGGGCCAGGUUGGACAAGCUGCAUACUCUGCUUCCAAAGGGGGCAUAGUGGGCAUGACACUGCCUAUUGCUCGAGAUCUGGCUCCCAUGGGCAUCCGAGUAAUGACCAUUGCUCCAGGUCUAUUUGGCACCCCACUGCUAACCACUCUCCCAGAGAAAGUACGAAACUUCCUGGCCAGCCAAGUGCCCUUCCCUAGCCGACUGGGUGACCCUUCUGAAUAUGCUCAUCUGGUACAGGCCAUCAUUGAGAACCCAUUCAUCAAUGGAGAGGUCAUCCGGCUAGAUGGGGCCAUUCGCCUGCAACCUUGAAGGGGGAAGGCAGAAGAACACUGCCUUUCCUAUCCAUGAGGAAGUGCAAUAGCUAUCUUGUAACUUGGUUCACUAGUCACUCACUGUGCCUAAUAAAGUUUUUAUUUCUCACAA
Messenger RNA from Erinaceus europaeus (western European hedgehog), 1038 nucleotides. RefSeq names its product hydroxysteroid 17-beta dehydrogenase 10 (gene HSD17B10). Gene Ontology annotation, cellular component: mitochondrion. The record is from RefSeq and is a predicted model, not a curated record. The transcript is spliced from 6 exons. The coding region runs from base 16 to 924 and encodes 302 amino acids. Gene Ontology annotation, molecular function: estradiol 17-beta-dehydrogenase [NAD(P)+] activity. Lineage: Eukaryota; Metazoa; Chordata; Mammalia; Eulipotyphla; Erinaceidae. Gene Ontology annotation, biological process: androgen metabolic process; fatty acid metabolic process; estrogen metabolic process.